Molecule: messenger RNA, 2100 nt
Organism: Pichia membranifaciens NRRL Y-2026
Lineage: Eukaryota; Fungi; Ascomycota; Pichiomycetes; Pichiales; Pichiaceae
Exons: 1
Coding region: 193-1671 (492 amino acids)
Biological process (GO): cellular response to biotic stimulus
Source: RefSeq, a predicted model, not a curated record
GUCUCGUCUUGGCUCGUCUCGCCAGGUUUCAUUUUUCUCCUUCUUCGAGCAGAUCCGCUCGCUGUUGGCUAGACGUGUUUCUGCUUUCGAUGAACAAGAUAGCUCUUUCACUGUUCCUGGGCCAGGACAAAUUUCCCCUGGAGGACUCGUCUGCUAGCUCCGUAUCAGCAAUUGUCAUCAACCAGGGUCAUCAUGGAGGCACUGAAGAACUACAAGUGUGGUGUGAGAACCACCAACUCCCCGGCAAUCAAGAAUGCUCCGCUACCAGCUGAUGGUGCCGGCUCGAAGCACUUCAACAACUGGGUCUUAUUAGCAAUUAUGUUGUUCAUUCCGUUUCAGUUGACGAGAACCGUCGGCUUGGGCUUCAAGACGUUCCUCUUUUUUUUCCUUGUGUUGGCGAUUCCGAUCUUGAUGGCAUGGUGGACUCUAUUGUCCACGUAUUCUCCAAGAUUGAACGAAAAGGCUAAGUUCCCAAACAAGGGUGUCGAGUACUACUUGGACUUCCACGAUGAGGAGCUUGCAGCCAAGUACAAGGGCCUCAACAAAAUCCCAAUGGAAACCUUCCACGAGUUGUACUUUGCCAACAAGGUCUCCUUCAAGGGUGACGCUUUGGACGUGAUGGAGUUCAGACACGACUGGGCCCAGUUCCGGUUCACCUUGGGCUUGUUCAAGUUCUUCUUGUUUGGUUUCGUUCCAGAGGUCAUCAUGCACACGAGAUCCCAGGACGAAGAACAAGUCAGAGACCACUACGACAGAGGUGACGAUUUCUACGAGUGGUUCUUGGGUCCAAGAAUGAUCUACACUUCCGGUAUCAUCCACAACAUCAACGUUGAGGAACCUUUGGAACAGUUGCAAGACAACAAGCUUAAGGUUGUUUGUGAAAAGUUGGUGGUCAAGAAGGGUGAUAACGUUUUGGACCUUGGCUGUGGUUGGGGUACUUUCGCUUCCUUCGCAUCUUCUCAAUACGGUGCACAGGUCACCGGUGUCACCUUGGGGAGAAACCAAACCGAAUGGGGUAACAACAUGCUGAAGAAAUACGAUGUUCCAUCCACUCAGUCCAGAAUCGUAUGUUGUGAUUACAGAGAUGCACCACUUCCAGCCUCCGCCGUCGAGGGUGAAAAGGGCAAGUAUGAUAAGAUCGUCUGUUUAGAAAUGUCCGAACACGUUGGUGUUAGACACUUCUCCUCUUUCUUGAAGCAAGUCUACGAUAUGCUUGAUGACGACGGGCUCUUCUUCCUGCAAUACGCAGGUUUAAGAAAGUCUUGGCAAUACGAGGACUUGAUCUGGGGUUUGUUCAUGAACAAGUACAUUUUCCCAGGUGCUGAUGCUUCCACUCCUUUGGAUUUCGUUGUCGGUAGCUUAGAAGCAACAGGUUUCGAGACCGUCUCCAUCGACAACAUCGGUGUCCACUACUCUUCUACCUUAUACAAGUGGUACCUGAACUGGAUCUCAAACAAGGAGAAGGUUGUCAACAAAUACGGUAUCAAGUGGUAUAGAAUCUGGGAAUUCUUUCUUUCUUAUUCCACCAUCAUCUCCAGACAAGGUUCUGCAACCUGUUACCAGAUUGUUUUGAGAAAGAACUUGAACUCUUACCACAGAAUCGAAUACGUUCCUCAUCAAGAAGGGAUCCAGGGUCCAGCUUCCAGAUUCCUCGCUUGGUUUAGACCAUAAGCAUUGAAAAAGGAGAAGCGAAGGUUACGAAAAAUCAUUUUUUUCUUUUCUAGGCUAUUUCACCUCUGUGUAUGUUAACUGAACGCUCCCACUUUUGAAGCAAUUUAUGCUGCAUUACUCUUAGUUUUGAUAGCAGUGACCAAUUCUAGAUUGGCACGCAUUAUAUUCAAAAUUGAUAUUUAUAAAAAAAAGUAAGUUUAGUGAGAGAGGGGGUGGAUAUAAAAAAGAUAAAAAAAAACCGAUGAUAAAAGUAAUAAAAAUAAUAAAGUGAAAAAGCCAAUGUGUUAUGAGAGGUAUAUUUAAGCCCAUUCCCAUUGGAUGUCAAUAACACCGAGAUCUGGGUCAGCAAGAGCCUGGAAAGCGGAAGGACUCAAGUCGAGGUGAGUAGCGUCACAGGAUUCGCAGGAGUCGACAACCUUGACCUUGAUA